AUGAAAGAAGAGUCUCAGGCAUCAGCUAAGCUCCAGUGCUUGCUGUUUUCUGUGCCAGCGUUGAUUCAGGUGUACUCAUCUGAACAGAAGCGUUUGUUUUGCACUGUUUCCCCCGUCUGCUCGCCCUUCCUUGGCGCGUUCGGCCGGAGCCGCGCUCAGCGCAGCAUCCGCGGCUGCUGCUCCUGGGCGAGGGCACGGCAGAGCCAACCCAGCCGAAGGACGGGCUGGGCCCAGCUCGGCCGGUUCGGUGCCGGUUCGGUGCCGGUGCUCGGUGCGCUGUCUCCGGGCAGGCGGCCGCUCGGAGCGGACCGGCGCUGCGCUGGGCACGGCCGGGGGGCUCCGGCCGGCACGCACAGAAACACGGCCCUGCCGAGGGAAACCCGGCCUCCCGCAGGGAUUCCCGAAACUGCCUGCGGCAGGGAAUCUGUGCCAGGUGAGUGUCGGUGUUCCCCGUCUCCCCUGCCGGGUCCGGCGGUGCGGAGCUGCAGCCGCCUGCGCAGGCUGCCCGGGCAGAGCACGCUCCAGGACAGCAUCCUCUGCUUUUCUGUUUAUUUACACCGAAGUACUGGAGCAAGGCCAGAGGAGGGAUUUUUUUCCAUUAAAACUGUUUUCCCAAUAACACCUCAGAUGCCUAAGAAACUCUCCACCACAAAAACUGCUCUACCUAGCAGUCAUGCUGCAACAGGUUUGGAAGAAAGGAAUAACAGGAGAGUUGAAACAGAAAACCCUGGUUUAGGUAAUGGGAUAACGGAGUCCAGUCUUCCAAUGGUCCCAGAGGUUGGAUAUAGCAUUGCAGAAAGUGGUGAUGUGAAAGUCUGAGAAAAUUCUAGCUGUGUCUGGAAAGGAUGUCAAGAGGGGACUGUGAAUUCUUCAGUGUAUUUCAAGAAGGAUUGUGAUAUGUCCCCUUCAUAUAAAAUGGAAUCACUUCAGGAUGGAAUCACUCAUACAGCUUCCUUCAGCUUUCCUCUAGAGCUAAACAUGCUGGGCUAGAGCCUUAAGAAUCUCAUUGCUAUCACUGUAGGACCUGCUGUACACAUCUGGAAUGGAUGAACUCUUCAAGCCCUUGAAAACAUUGAUUUGAAUUCCAGUUCCAAACACACUCCAUGUCUGGCUUGGAUGAAAGGAAUAUGCCUUGCAAUUUUCACCAGUGAUGAGGAAGUGCAAUUGUGAAACACUGAAACCAGAAAGAGGCUGAGAAAUACGUUUGGCCACCUGUAAUUGGAACUCAUUAAACCCAUGCUGUCUUUUCUCCUCUGCAGUGGUUCACUACUAGAAUUUAUCCCUCACUGUGAUGUUCAGCUUGCUCAGCACCAUGUUGUGAUUCUUUGUCAAAACAAACAAAGCAUUUGCAGCCUGAAAUUGUCACUAGCCAACUUGUUGCUGGCAAUUGGGUCUAGGAGUGGUAUAUUGAAUAUCCUUAUUGAAUUCCUUUCUUACCACAACCGCUCGGAAGAUCUCGGGUGUACGAGGAGGCAGGGCCCCUCCCUCUCCAUAGCGUUGCCAAGUUACAGAACCACAAAGGGAGUGGCGUGGGCACACCAUGGGCAAGCAGGGAAGCUGGAGUUUUAUGAGGAUAUAUGGGACAGUGUAGACUAUGAAACAAGGGCAAAGGACGCAGCAUUUGAAGUUUUGGGAUCCUACAUUGCCCUGAGUGUUAUGACCUGGUGUCCUUGGCAGUCAAAAGUCCUUGCUACAGGAGGUGGAAUGAAAGAUGGGAUUUUGUGUGUCUGGCACAUAAAUUGUGAGAAAAUCAUCCAAAGUGCAAUUACAGAUUUGCAGAUUUCUUCCUUGCUCUGGUUACACAGUGAACUGAUGAUGGGACAAGGUCCUGGAAGUCAGAUGAAAAUGUGGGAGUAUCCCAUGCUUGUCAAUUCAUUAGAACUCCAAGGAAAAUAUUUCAGUCACAAAGGGAGAGUCUUGCAAAUAACCCUGAGCCCAUAUCAGAGAAGGCUCUUUUCUGUUGCAGAGGAUGGGAUGUCUUGUCUGUGAAAAGAACAAUGGUCUGGGGAGAGCAUGCACAGCAACAAAGCUUUUAAAUAA
Oenanthe melanoleuca is the source of this 2040-nucleotide messenger RNA. RefSeq names its product cell division cycle 20B (gene CDC20B). Gene Ontology annotation, cellular component: anaphase-promoting complex. Gene Ontology annotation, biological process: positive regulation of ubiquitin protein ligase activity; positive regulation of anaphase-promoting complex-dependent catabolic process; anaphase-promoting complex-dependent catabolic process. Lineage: Eukaryota; Metazoa; Chordata; Aves; Passeriformes; Muscicapidae. Gene Ontology annotation, molecular function: protein binding; ubiquitin ligase activator activity; anaphase-promoting complex binding. The record is from RefSeq and is a predicted model, not a curated record.